AUGAGUGCUACUACUACGUUGAGACACAGAAAGAGUAUUUCUGUAAAGCUUGAGAAACUGACCCCUGUUGUGGUUACCGGAUCUGAGAAACGGUUGUACAAGUUUGACGAGUUGCCAGAAUGGCAGCAGGAUAAUGAGAUGAUCAUCACGGGGUACAUCAGGGAGACGCGAAGCGUCAAGAAGUGUUUGAAGUCGCUUUUCCAGUUCCACAACGAGUCGAUCAACAUAUACACGCAUUUGAUUCCAACCAUCACGUAUCUGUUGUUACUCGUGGGGCUGGCCAAUGCGUAUCUAAUUCCGAGAUUUCCGGACAGCACCAUGACGCAAUAUUUGAUGAUAAACUUCUUUUUGCUGGGUGCUGUGCUGUGUCUUGGAUGCAGCAGCUUUUUCCACUGCUUGAAACAGCACUCUGAGUCGCACUGUCACAUCUGGUCCAAGGUGGACUACAUGGGGAUCAUCAUAAUGAUCACGUGCUCUAUGAUUUCGAUUCUAUACUAUGGGUUCCACGACCACAUAUUCCAUUUCAAGUGCUUCACGGUGUUCACCGUGGUGCUGGGGACGAUAUGCACCGUGUUCGCAUUGCACGACAAGUUCGAUUCCAAGACUUUCAGACCAUUCAGAGCCAUGUUCUAUGUUACCUUCGGGUUAAGUGGUGUUGUUCCGAUCUUGACAGGUUUCUAUAAAUUCGGAGCAUACGAAGCUAUCCGGAGAACGCAGUUGAAGUACAUCCUUUUUGAAGGUAUGUUUUAUAUAGCUGGCGCUGUUAUCUACGGCUUCAGGUUCCCGGAAGUGCUUGCCCCAGGCAAGUUUGACUUUGUCGGCCAUUCUCAUCAGAUUUUCCACAUUAUGGUCGUUCUAGGCUCCAUUUGCCAUUUCAGAGCCAUUAUCGGUUCAUACAUCUUUAUGCAUACUGGUCUACACCACUCGAGCUUUGUCUUGUCUAGAUAG
Messenger RNA from Kluyveromyces marxianus DMKU3-1042, 948 nucleotides. It is a transcript of the gene IZH1, whose product is annotated as PAQR-type receptor. Lineage: Eukaryota; Fungi; Ascomycota; Saccharomycetes; Saccharomycetales; Saccharomycetaceae. The transcript has a single exon. Gene Ontology annotation, molecular function: signaling receptor activity. The record is from RefSeq and is a predicted model, not a curated record. Bases 1 to 948 code for a protein of 315 amino acids. Gene Ontology annotation, cellular component: membrane.